This is a messenger RNA of Equus quagga, 4206 nucleotides long. It is a transcript of the gene MED25, whose product is annotated as mediator complex subunit 25. Gene Ontology annotation, biological process: positive regulation of transcription by RNA polymerase II. The transcript has 32 exons. Bases 16 to 4020 code for a protein of 1334 amino acids. NCBI's taxonomy places the organism in Eukaryota, Metazoa, Chordata, Mammalia, Perissodactyla, Equidae. Gene Ontology annotation, cellular component: mediator complex; transcription regulator complex. The record is from RefSeq and is a predicted model, not a curated record.
GUGCCCCGCACAGCCAUGGCCGCGGGCGUGUCCGCGGCUGCGCGAAGCCGACCGGCGCGGGUGCGCGCGCAGCGCAGGCGCACUUCCGCUCCUAUCGCGGUGGCUGUGGCGGUGGCGGCGGCAGCGGCAGCGGCGGCGCGGGGCAUGGUCCCCGGGUCGGAGGGCCCGGCCCGCGCCGGGGGCCUGGUGGCCGACGUGGUGUUUGUGAUCGAGGGGACGGCCAACCUGGGGCCCUACUUCGAGGGGCUCCGCAAGCACUACCUGCUCCCGGCCAUCGAGUAUUUUAACGGUGGUCCUCCUGCCGAGACGGACUUCGGGGGAGACUAUGGGGGGACCCAGUACAGCCUCGUGGUGUUCAACACGGUGGACUGCGCUCCCGAGUCCUACGUCCAGUGUCACGCUCCCACCAGCAGCGCCUAUGAGUUUGUCACCUGGCUCGAUGGCAUUAAGUUCAUGGGCGGGGGCGGCGAGAGCUGCAGCCUCAUUGCCGAAGGCCUCAGCACGGCCCUGCAGCUGUUCGACGACUUCAAGAAGAUGCGUGAGCAGAUGGCCCCUGUGGCUGCCUGCUCCACAUCUGUCCUUGUCCCUGGCAGCGGCCAGACACACCGCGUCUGCCUCCUUAUCUGUAACUCGCCCCCGUACCUGCUUCCCGCUGUCGAGAGCACCACGUACUCUGGGUACACGACGGAGAGUCUCGUGCAGAAGAUUGGGGAGCAAGGCAUCCACUUCUCCAUCGUGUCUCCCCGGAAGCUGCCCGCCCUGCGGCUCUUGUUCGAAAAGGCGGCUCCCCCAGCCAUGCUGGAGCCGCUGCAGCCACCAACAGACGUGAGCCAGGACCCGCGGCACAUGGUGCUGGUGCGGGGGCUCGUGCUGCCCGUUGGGGGCGGCUCGGCCCCAGGCCCCCUCCAGGCGAAGCAGCCCGUCCCCCUUCCUCCGGCUCCACCCUCAGGCGCCACACUGUCAGCAGCCCCCCAGCAGCCUCUGCCCCCUGUCCCCCAGCAGUAUCAGGUCCCUGGGAACCUGAGCGCGGCUCAAGUGGCCGCCCAGAACGCGGUGGAGGCUGCCAAGAACCAGAAGGCUGGGCUGGGCCCACGCUUCUCGCCCAUCAACCCUCUCCAGCAAGCCGCUCCCGGAGUGGGUCCCCCCUUCAGCCAGACCCCAGCCCCGCCACUGCCCCCAGGGCCCCCUGGUGCCCCCAAGCCGCCCCCCGCUUCUCAGCCCAGCCUGGUCUCCACGGUGGCCCCUGGCCCAGGCCUGGCUCCUGCUGCACAGCCUGGGGCCCCCUCCAUGGCGGGCACGGUAGCCCCAGGUGGGGUGAGCGGCCCUUCCCCGGCCCAGCUGGGCGCCCCAGCCCUCGGUGGGCAGCAGUCAGUCUCUAACAAAGUCCUGGCCUGGAGCGGAGUCCUCGAGUGGCAGGAGAAGCCCAAACCCGCCUCCGUGGACGCCAACACCAAGCUGACGCGCUCACUGCCCUGCCAGGUCUACGUGAACCACGGCGAGAACCUGAAGACCGAGCAGUGGCCCCAGAAGCUGAUCAUGCAGCUCAUCCCGCAGCAGCUGCUGACCACGCUGGGCCCGUUGUUCCGGAACUCAAGGAUGGUCCAGUUCCACUUCACCAACAAGGACCUAGAGUCCCUCAAAGGCCUCUAUCGCAUCAUGGGCAACGGCUUCGCGGGCUGCGUGCACUUCCCCCACACGGCCCCGUGCGAGGUGCGCGUGCUCAUGCUGCUGUACUCGUCCAAGAAGAAGAUCUUCAUGGGCCUCAUUCCCUAUGACCAGAGCGGCUUUGUCAACGGCAUCCGGCAGGUCAUCACCAACCACAAGCAAGUCCAGCAGCAGAAGCUGGAGCAGCAGCGGGGGAUGGGGGCACAGCAGGCGCCUCCGGGCCUGGGCCCCAUUCUGGAGGACCAGGCAAGGCCCUCGCAGAACCUGCUCCAGCUCCGCCCACCACAGCCCCAGCCUCAGGGCACUGUGGGAGCUUCUGCGGCCACCGGGCAGCCCCAGCCCCAAGGUGCUGCCCAGGCCCCCCCUGGCGCCCCCCAAGGCCCUCCUGGAGCGGCCCCCGGCCCGCCCCCUCCUGGACCCAUCCUCCGGCCCCAGAACCCCGGGGCCAACCCCCAGCUGCGGAGCCUCCUCCUCAACCCACCGCCGCCGCAGACCGGGGUGCCCCCACCCCAGGCCUCCCUCCACCACCUCCAACCGCCAGGGGCGCCUGCACUGCUGCCCCCACCACACCAGGGCCUGGGGCAGCCCCAGCUGGGGCCCCCGCUCCUGCACCCGCCUCCCGCCCAGUCCUGGCCUGCACAGCUUCCCCCACGGGCUCCACUGCCAGCGGCAAAACGCAAGAGAGAACGAGAGGGCCACGUGUUUCGAGAAAAGUGGGAGCGAGCCUAUUUCUUUGUGGAAGUGAAGAGCAUGCCAACGUGUUUAAUAUGCAAAAAAAUCGUGUCUGUGUUGAAAGAAUACAACCUGAGACGUCAUUACGAAUCCAAGCAUAGUAAGAGCUUCGACCAGUACACGGAGCAGACACGAGAGGCGAUACUCAACGAACUGAAAAAGGGCCUCAAGUGUCAGCCCCCCCCGGCCCGGCUGUGGUACGCGCCGGCCACGCCCCCAGCGGACGGCGUUGGUGGGCCCGAGCUUCACGCGGGCAUCCCUGGUCUUUACGCUCGGGAUGAGAUGGCUUUCGAGUCCUGCACGCUCAGCCUGCCGUCCCAGCUAAGCGGACCACGGCCUCUGGGUGGGAGGAGUAUGGAGGUGGUGGCAGGAAAAGGAUGUGGGGGUCAACCACGUGGGGUCUUGACCCCUAGGACGAGGAGCUUAGAUCUGGUCCCGGGAGUUCUGAGUGGACGAUUUGGGUCUGAGCAUGGGGAUGGGGGUGUGGGGGACAGCCUGUCCUUGUGCGUCCCCCAGCCUCAGUUUCCCCACCCCCCUCUGCUGCAGCAAGGUGCUCGGGUCUUCGGGGCCCUGGGUCCCAUCGGGCCCUCCUCACCCGGGCUCACCCUCGGGGGCCUGGCUGUAGGCGAACACCGGCUGAGCAACAAGCUGCUGGCCUGGAGCGGCGUCCUCGAGUGGCAGGAGAAGCGCAGACCCUACUCGGACUCCACAGCGAAGCUGAAGCGGGCCCUGCCCUGCCAGGCCUACGUGAACCAGGGCGAGAACCUGGAGACUGACCAGUGGCCCCAGAAGCUGAUCAUGCAGCUCAUCCCCCAGCAGCUGCUGACGACCCUGGGCCCCCUGUUCCGCAACUCGCAGCUGGCGCAGUUCCACUUCACCAACAGAGACUGCGACUCCCUCAAGGGGCUCUGCCGCAUCAUGGGCAACGGCUUCGCGGGCUGCAUGCUCUUCCCUCACAUCUCCCCAUGCGAGGUGCGCGUGCUCAUGCUGCUGUACUCGUCUAAGAAGAAGAUUUUCAUGGGCCUCAUCCCCUACGACCAGAGCGGCUUCGUCAACGCCAUCCGGCAGGUCAUCACCACCCGCAAACAGGCAGUGGGACCUGGUGGCGUUGCCGGCCCAGUCCAGAUCGUCAACAACAAGUUCCUGGCUUGGAGUGGAGUCAUGGAGUGGCAGGAGCCCAGACCUGAGCCCAACAGUCGGUCGAAGAGGUGGCUGCCGUCGCACGUCUACGUGAACCAAGGGGAGAUCCUGAGGACUGAGCAGUGGCCGAGGAAGCUGUACAUGCAGCUCAUCCCACAGCAGCUGCUGACCACCCUGGUGCCGCUGUUCCGGAACUCGCGCCUGGUGCAGUUCCACUUCACCAAGGACCUGGAGACACUCAAGAGCCUGUGCCGCAUCAUGGACAACGGCUUUGCGGGCUGCGUGCACUUCUCCUACAAGGCGGCAUGCGAGGUGCGCGUGCUCAUGCUGCUCUACUCGUCCGAGAAGAAGAUCUUCAUCGGCCUCAUCCCCCACGACCAGGGCACCUUCGUCAGUGGCAUCCGGCGUGUCAUCGCCAACCAGCAGCAGGUCCUGCAGCGGAACCUGGAGCAGGAGCAGCAGCAGCGAGGGAUGGGGGGGUAGUGGCCGCCCCCGGGCUGGGCCCCUCCAGGAGUCACAGACGAGGCCCCUGCCAAGACUGGUCAGAUGCUUCUGAGCGGGGGCCCCUGGGGACUGCAACUGCCCAGCGAGAUGGAGGACAGAGUCCUGAGAUGUCUCCGAGGACGGUCCCCACCCCUUUACGUUCCCUAAUAAAGUCUUUUAAAAGCC